Molecule: messenger RNA, 4319 nt
Organism: Varanus komodoensis (Komodo dragon)
Lineage: Eukaryota; Metazoa; Chordata; Lepidosauria; Squamata; Varanidae
Gene: GPX8
Product: glutathione peroxidase 8 (putative)
Exons: 3
Coding region: 20-658 (212 amino acids)
Biological process (GO): response to oxidative stress
Molecular function (GO): glutathione peroxidase activity
Source: RefSeq, a predicted model, not a curated record
UCCCCUAAAAUUCUCCAAAAUGGAGCCCUCUCUGCCUCUUGUAACAUAUCCUUUAAAAACCUCAAAGGUGAAAAUCAGGAUUUUAAUUGUUUUCUUCUCUAUGGUUCUGUUCACAGCCAUGCUGGGCCUGCUACAGCUCAAGUUCUUCAAGUCCAAAGUGAAAGACUUUUAUUCUUUUGAAGUGAAGGAUUCGAAAGGGAGGCCCAUUUCUUUGGAGAAGUACAGAGGCAAAGCAUCUCUGGUUGUAAACGUGGCUAGUCACUGUCAGCACACAGAAAAAAAUUACAUCAUGCUGCAGGAACUCCACAGAGAGUUUGGACCAUCCCAUUUCACAGUACUGGCCUUCCCUUGCAAUCAGUUUGGAGAAAUGGAACCAGGCACAAGCCACCACAUCAGUCAUUUUGCAAAAUCAAACUAUGGAGUAACUUUCCCCAUUUUCGACAAGAUAAAGAUUAUGGGAUCUGAAGCUUCACCAGUAUUUAAAUUUCUAAUAGAGUCCUCUAAACAUGAGCCCAAGUGGAAUUUCUGGAAGUAUCUCAUCAGCCCUGAAGGUAAAGUUGUGAAGUUUUGGCGGCCUGAAGACCCCAUUGAAAACAUCAGGCCAGAUAUAGCUGCUUUGGUUAGGCAGAUCAUUGUAAAAAAGAAAGAAGACCUCUGAAAGGGUGCCUUGCAAAUGCUGUAUGGCAGUGGCUCUGUACAGCCUUAGUACAUUCCUGCUCAAUAAUUGGAAGAGGAAGAGGAAGAGGAAGAAGCAACUGGACAAUUGAAACUUUUUCUUGCUAGUUAGUUUCAUGAUAAUUGUGGUCAGAAAACUCUUCCAUUUAGGAACACCUUUUAAACAUGCUGAGUCCAAGUGAAACAAACAGGGGCACCAGUGUGCUAAGCCCUUUGCUCAAGUGAGCCUUGGAUAUGAUCCCUGCAAAAAUACAUGACUGGCCUAUCUGGUGGGUGCGUACUUCAAAGAAAGUACAAGGUUUAUAACAGACAUCAUUUUAACAAGAGUAGCUUAGAAUAUUUUCCCAAGUCAGUUCUGGCUGUGUUUAUGCACAAAAAUAAAUACUUUUCACAUGAAUUGUAGCUAACAAAGGGACUUUCUAAAAAUCUAAUCUGCCUCCUGGGGCAAAAUUAUCCAUGCUUAGCAUAGUGAGCUGGCUGCCCUUGGGACCCAUUUCCAUGUACUUUCACAGUUCCCAAAGGCUUUGUUGCACUUUGGCUCACCUCAGAUAUCCCUGGCUCAUGUGUAACUGUUGGGAAUACACUAGGAGAUGUUUGUGCUGCAAUACAGCCUACCACCUCAAUUUGGAAAGCAAACGGUACCUCUGAAAACCCUCCUAUCAUGUAUGCUUACUGUAGAUUAUAUUGACUGUUCAGAAAGAAACUGGCCUUAUGUUCCAACAUGGUUAUGAAGUGCUGCCAGGUAAGGAGGUAAAGUCCAGAAAUAAUAUUUGAAGGGACCAAACCUUUGGCCCUUAGACAGUAUCUGAUGGGCCACACAAUAGUUCAGAUUUCCAGAUUCAGGGAUGGAGAUUGUACCCUGGAGCUUGGAAUAGGAUCUCCAGUCCCUGCAUAGCAGGUACAGCUACUCUCCAAGAUUGGAAAAGCAACCCUGGAUGGGCAAGUGGAGCAAGGAAGGAAGGUGACUGAGCCUAUCUCAUACCACCAAAACAAUCCUAUCCUUGCAGAAUAGAGAUCCCAAGAUUUGCAGAACUACAAAAAAUUAGGAAAAAACUACCUGGGGGAGGAACAAAAGGAAAAAAGGUAUAGGAACAAAGGGAGGGGACAGAAUGGACUGGGGUACCCUGGUAGAGGUGUGGACUGGCUAGCUGGUAGGCACAUGAACAGGAAUUCUCCACACAGCAAUAUUUGGUUGCCGGUCACAUUUAUAUGUAUUAUAACUCAGUUCCAAAAAUUCACUCACACUCUGAAUGAUGGGACCCUGCAGAUAUGAGCUGGUUUGAUUUGUGAUGGUUCAGGUCACUGGAACUACUGAGAGAAGAGUGUAGAUGUAGCUCUCAUUUCAGGGACACACUUUUAUUUUAUUCCAUGCAAAUGAAAUCUAAAUGCAUUUCUUCUUAUUUGUCAAGAAAGGCUGCAACAUGUUGAUCUCGGUCACAGCAAGUAUUGCAAAACUGCUGUUUGCUGACCAGUUGACAAGGAUCCUUUUCUAACAAGGAUCCUUUAAGACCUCCCUCCAAACUGAAGCAGGUGAUUGUAGUAGCUUGCUCAUAAAAAUAAGACUACAGCAAAUUUAAGCAUUAAGUUCUCUUCUGCAGGCUCAGAGACAGCAAGAGAGAUCAAAGAAACUUCACCAACCCCAUUAACAGUAUUUUUUACAUUAUUUUGUCUUUAAAUCUGGACGUUACCAACACCAUUCAUAAUGUGAGUCCCAUACAAAAGAAUCUCCUUUAUCUGUACCUCAGUCACUGGAAACUCUCGAUUAUCCACCUGCGAUGUGUGUCCACAAGGCAGCAGUUCUGUGUUCACAAUGUCCUGUGUAAAUAGAGUUAUUUGUACUUUUAGUAACCUCAGUAUGCACCUGACAAUCCACUUGUUCCAGGCAGCAGUAGAGAAUCUGUGGCUGUCCAGACUUUGUUGGAUUCCCAACUCCCAUCAGCACCAGCCAAAAUGGCAAAUGGUCAAGGAUGAUGGGAGCUCUAGUCCAACAUCUGGCCAGUCACAGGUAAUUUAAAUGCACUUUGAGCAUGCCUUACCUGGUUUGCAGACAUGUGAAUGGUAAUGAAAGAAUACAGGAGAAAAAUGGCAUGAAUAUGGCAACCUCAUAACAGAUGAAUUUAAACCAAAUGGGUCUGUGUCUUAAUGUGUAAACACAGCUAUUGUGCAACUUCCGUAGUUGGCUCUAAGGGGUGAGAGAACAAAAAGGGCAGGGCAAUGCAACGGAUCACAAAAUACAGAUGAGUAUGUUGGAGUUAUUGUGACAUCAUCAUGCAGUGAAGCAAUUCAGAAUGACAUCUAGGUUUCAGCAUUGCAAAGAGAGUCCGCUGGCACCAAAUGAGAAUUGUCUGUAGAAGAAGCAAACAUUUUUAACAGGAAGUCACUGAGCUGAGCUGAGCUCCUGCUUCCAAAGUAACCCUUUGGCUCUUAGCUGGGUGUUGCAGUUCUCUCCCACAAAGGAUAAUGUAAAGCCCAAACAAUGCAAAGUCAUUUAAUAAAGUGAGUGUAUUUGGUUGCUGGAAUAUGUGUAACAACAAACUGAUAUUGUGCUUUACGGAUUUAAAUUUUCUUUUUUGGACCACCAGGGAGAGUUUCAACUGAUGGGCACUGUAGGUGUAUAAUAAUUAAAUUGAACUAAAAUUAACAGACAUAUACCUCCACAUAGAAUCAGAUAUACUCUCUCCGGCAAUCUUCAGAAAUGCAAUCUGAUUGAGUUUCCACUUUCAAUAUUAUAUUAUAGCAGGCUUCCCCAGCUGGUGCCUUCUAGGUGCUUUGGAUAACAACUCCCAGAAUUUCUGACUAUUAGCCCUGAUGGCUGUGGCUAACAGGAAUUGUAGUCCAAAAUAUAUGGAAGGUACCAGGUUGAAAAAGGCUGCAUUCCAGGAUCAAAGUAUCCCUAUUCCGAUAGUUGUGAAUGUCACAUUCUGCAAUCCUCUGCUGCUUUUGCAGGUCUGAUGUUAAAGACAGUCCACAUGUAUAGGGCCCACCAUAGCUAUGUCUAAUCUUUAUACAGACUCCAAUGUCUUGCCUCUUCUGCAAUUAUUGGCAUGGGACUCCCAAAGCGAUAGAUUUUUUUAAUCCCUUCCAUCAUCUGACAAUAUAUUAAUUCCACAGGCAAACUAGCUUGAGAUGAGCUAGCCAACUAGAGUUGGGAAGUCUGAAAACAAAUGGAUAUAAGCCACGCACUAGUUUGAACAGUAAUAAAAUGUCCAACUAGGGUAAAUUUUCACAGUACUGCAGACACUGGAGGGUUGACACAAUUACAACUGUCACAAUUCUCUCACACAGAGCCAUAAUAUAAAGCAUUAGCCUAAACAAUGAUGUAAAGUCAUGCAAUAAUAUGGAAGUGUAUUUAGUUGCUGGAACACAGAUUACAGCUAACUAAGAGUACACUGCCAAACCAUCACACCACAGGGAACAGUGUAUUAUGGAAUGAAAUGGGUAAAUUAGAAUAAGAGUCUUUACGUGAAGUAUUAUCUUUUUUACAGUGGACUGAAAGUAUUGCAAGUUUUCAGACUAUACACAGUCUGGCUUACAAAACCCUUCCUAUGGAUGUCCAGUGGAGAACUGAAGGAAAGCAUGAUGUUUAAAGAAACAUACUUAGAUGGCAGCUGUAUUAAUAAAUACUUUACAUUUAUGGCAUUCGA